GGCACAUAUCACUAAAUAUUUUCCUUGCAAACUCUGAGUUCUUUGAAGGCUUUCCUUUGUAUUUGUCUUUAUUUUUGACAAUAUUAUCAAUAUAUGGCUUCAAUGUCUGCUCAUGGGUCAGGUUCAUGGACUGCAAUGCAAAACAAAGCGUUUGAAAGGGCUUUGGCAGUGUAUGAUGAAGAUACACCUCAGCGAUGGUUGAAUGUUGCAAAGGCAAUUGGUGAAAAAACUGAAGAGGAAGUCAAGAGGCACUACCAACUUCUUGUGGAGGAUGUCAAGCAUAUUGAGUUUGGUGAAGUUUCUUUCCCCUACAGGCGUAUGUGACAAUGGCCAAUGACAAAAACAGGAUGAGAAACAUGAAGAUCCACUGAGCGAGCUCAGCUCAUGCAGUAUUGGAAUAAUAAAAAGAAGAAAAUAACCAUUUUGCUUGCUUUUGUGUGCCCCUUUAAGUUUUAAAUGUAAUUGUAAUAAAAGAAAUAAAAAAAAUUAUUGCUAUGUUAUUUUCCAUAAGCAGCAUCAUCUUCAGAUUUACAACAUGUGAGGUACCGUUGAACUAUACUCUUUUAGCCCCAUCUUCAAUUUUGUUACUUAGAAAAGUUUGCCAAUGAA
This is a messenger RNA of Momordica charantia (bitter melon), 609 nucleotides long. RefSeq names its product protein RADIALIS-like 1. NCBI's taxonomy places the organism in Eukaryota, Viridiplantae, Streptophyta, Magnoliopsida, Cucurbitales, Cucurbitaceae. The record is from RefSeq and is a predicted model, not a curated record. Gene Ontology annotation, molecular function: DNA-binding transcription factor activity.